Messenger RNA from Scheffersomyces coipomensis, 1691 nucleotides. RefSeq lists its product as uncharacterized. The transcript has a single exon. Lineage: Eukaryota; Fungi; Ascomycota; Pichiomycetes; Serinales; Debaryomycetaceae. The coding region runs from base 267 to 1529 and encodes 420 amino acids. The record is from RefSeq and is a predicted model, not a curated record.
UGAAAAGAUCGAAACUCCAAAAAAAAAGAAAUUAUUUUAUUUUCGGUAUAGUAGUUCAGCUCACAAUUUUGCUUAAUUUGGUGAUGAUUGCAAAUUUUAACUCAAUUAGGCUGAAUCAUCCGAGCACCAAAAAGACGCACACAGUUUAAAAAAUUAAAAUUAAAUAUCCAGAUAAAGAUUUCAUAUAUAUAUAUAUCUGUUUCAACAAUACGUACUUUUCCUGAUUUUUUUAGUUAUGGUAUCAGUUACGAUUCACUAUCAACACGAUGAGUUCAUUAUUAAGUAAUGAUACAGUGGAUACUUCUGCUAAGGGAGGACUUUUGAUCUCAUUAUAUCAAUCAAAUCCAACUUCAAUCAUACUAGUACUACUGAUUGCUGCAGUACUUGGAUUAUUCAUUUAUAAUAGUAGUUCAAGUAUCAAGGCUAACAAAGUUGUGAUAUCAGAGAAGAAACCAACUAGUUAUCAAAUUCAAAAGAAUCGUAAAUAUGGACAUUGGAUUCCUGAUAUAAGUUUCAAAACUCCCAUUCCUGAACCAUUUAAAAAUUGGGAUUAUAAAUUAACCAAACCAAUUCCAUAUAGAGCUUUCAAACAUAAGUAUAAUAUCACUAUGGGGAUUCGUAGUAUGGAUUGGAAUUCAUGGAUUGAAUUAGAUAAUGAAUGGCCUAAAUAUCAUCAAGAUAAAUUAGACAGAUUAGCUGAGAAGGGUGAUGAACUUCAUGGAUGUUCACCAAAAGCUAUUGAUGCAUCCUUUGAAUUAUUACAAGAGUUGAAACAAUUUUUACCUAAUCGUUAUCCCACUCUUUUCAAAGAGACUGAAGUUGGAUUAGAUAAUUUACAAACUAAAGAAUCAUUUGAUUUUAGAAAAGGUCAUACAAAGGAAGAUCAAAUGGUUAUCAUUAGUAAAUUAUUACAAGAUGAUAUUGCUAUUAUGAUUGAACAUGAAGAUGGGAAUUAUUCUUUGGAAGGGGGUGCUAUUAUCUUGGCUGGAUUUUGGAGAUUGAAAGAUAAAUUUCAAUUAAAAUUGAAUGAAAUUCAUACUAGUGGAGAUGUUCCUCAAUAUCAAGAAAAAUUACAAAAUGGGAUGACUAAAUUUUUUCAACGUUUGACUUGUGAUAAACCUGUUGUUCGUAAUAAUUAUUUCAUUCAAACUGAUGAUAAUUUAGGUUGGUCCCAAUCAAUUGGAGAUGAAAAUUCUGAUGUGGUUGGAUGGUAUACUGCUGAAGUUGCUAAAGAUGUGAAUAAAUUAUAUUUUAGAAGUGAAAGACAAAGUUUAAGAAGAUUACCUAUUAGUGGAGCUGUGAUAUUUACUAUCCGUACUUAUUUUGUUCCUAUUGUUGAAUUAUGUCAUGAACCUUAUAUUCCAAGAAGAUUAUUAAAUGGGAUUAAUACUUGGAGUGAUGAUGUUGAAGAAUAUAAAGGGUAUCAUAAAUAUAAGGAUGUGUUAUUACCAUAUUUAGAAGCCAUGGCUCAAGAGCAAGAAGCAAAUGGAUUACCAGUUGAAGAAGAACCAAAUGUAUAUCCAUUUUAGUUUAUUUAACAUUCUAUAGAAAUUGAAAAUAAAAAAAGUUACUAUAUAUAAGAAAAUUUUGCAGUUUGUAAUAUAAAGUGCGGAUUAGAACAUAUAAUUUUUGCAGGUUAAAAAGAUAACAAAAAAGUUACAGUUUACGAUCAAAAUCAAAUGAGUAUCUAC